GGUAGAAGGGGAGAAUGGUGGCCAUGUGCUCUCCAGGCCUGCCCUUGGGCCUGGUCUGGCGGAGGGACGGGACGGGCUGAGGCAAACGUCAGGGCGGCAAUGCCGCGUUGUCGCCUUGUUUCGGGAGAGGUGUACGGAUGCGUUACGUCGCAGCUUAUCUGCUCGCGGUGCUCGGGGGCAAUGAGUCCCCCACGUCCAAGGACUUGAAAAAGAUCCUCGAUAGCGUCGGCAUCGAGACGGACGAUGAACGCAUGAACAAGGUUAUUAGUGAGCUGAAUGGAAAAAACAUUGAAGAUGUAAUUGCCCAGGGUAAUGGAAAACUUGCCAGCAUGCCAGCUGGGGGAGCGGUGGCAGUCUCUGCUGGAGGGGGCUCUGCUGCUCCUGCUGCAACUGCUGCCCCUGCAGCUGGUGAGUGUGAGCCGAGAGGAGUGGCUACAGGGCAACUCCUGCUGUUUCUGCUGAGGAGAAGAAAGAAGAGAAGAAGGAGGAAUCAGAAGAAUCUGAUGAUGAUAUGGGAUUUGGCCUCUUUGAUUAAUUAUUUGUUAUAGAGAAGUUAUUAAAAGUCUUUGUUUUAAA
This is a messenger RNA of Parus major (Great Tit), 576 nucleotides long. RefSeq names its product ribosomal protein lateral stalk subunit P2 (gene RPLP2). The record is from RefSeq and is a predicted model, not a curated record. Gene Ontology annotation, cellular component: ribosome; cytosolic large ribosomal subunit. Gene Ontology annotation, molecular function: structural constituent of ribosome. Gene Ontology annotation, biological process: cytoplasmic translational elongation. The coding region runs from base 138 to 548 and encodes 136 amino acids. The transcript has 5 exons. Lineage: Eukaryota; Metazoa; Chordata; Aves; Passeriformes; Paridae.